Messenger RNA from Haliotis rubra (blacklip abalone), 771 nucleotides. Its product is annotated as putative deoxyribonuclease TATDN2. Gene Ontology annotation, molecular function: hydrolase activity, acting on ester bonds. NCBI's taxonomy places the organism in Eukaryota, Metazoa, Mollusca, Gastropoda, Lepetellida, Haliotidae. The transcript has a single exon. Bases 1 to 771 code for a protein of 256 amino acids. The record is from RefSeq and is a predicted model, not a curated record.
AUGCGGAUACCUCCACCUUCACAAUCCGUACAACAACGGCACAAGCCACCAACUCUGGAGGGACUUCCCAGGGGUUUUGACACCCACUUCCAUCCAGACAGAAUGCGCAGCAGGCUCCACCUGGACGCUGCCACGCCCCUGGAUGAGGUCCUGGAUCAAGCAGGUCAACCACUAGAUGAAUCCUCCUUUGAUUUAGUCCGAGCAGUUCAAGUUUUUUGUGAUCCUCCAACUUGGCCCCAAGAUCCAACCUUUCAUCAAUGUUGGAAGAUCGCCGUUGGACUACAUCCAGAAAAUGUGAGCUCCCAUCGCUCUAAUCAACUAGACAAACUCCAGAGUCUGCUGUCCUCGCCGAACGUCAUCGCCCUUGGAGAAGUUGGCCUUGAUUUCACAGCAGGGAAUUGGGAACAGCAGGGCAAAGUUUUGGAAAAACUCUUCAAGGUGGCUGACACCAACAAACCAAUCAUCCUUCAUCUCCGUGGAACCGCCGAAGACCGGUAUCAAAGGGCCCCACUUGAGGAAUGCAUUAAGAUCGCACAUGCAGCAGGAAUUCAACCGAACCAGAAGUUUCAUCUGCACUGUUUUUCGGGAUCCUGCAAAGAGAUGGCCCUUUGGACUAAGAACUUCCCGGAGACGUGGUUUGGGUAUAUCGGAAUGGUUGCCAGCUUUGACGAACACCAGCUCUCAGCCGUGCGGUUCCUGAAUGCAAAACGGUUUGUGCUAGAAACAGAUGCCCCCCUACCUAUGGCCUCGCCCAGGUCACCGAGGGAUUAA